Cariama cristata (Red-legged seriema) is the source of this 2076-nucleotide messenger RNA. Its product is annotated as nucleoporin NUP188 homolog. Lineage: Eukaryota; Metazoa; Chordata; Aves; Cariamiformes; Cariamidae. Gene Ontology annotation, molecular function: structural constituent of nuclear pore. The annotation marks the transcript as partial. Gene Ontology annotation, biological process: RNA export from nucleus; protein import into nucleus. The transcript is spliced from 10 exons. Gene Ontology annotation, cellular component: nuclear pore inner ring. The record is from RefSeq and is a predicted model, not a curated record.
GUGUGUGUUCUGGGUCUGCAUCUGGCUAAAGAGCUCUGUGAAGUUGAUGAAGAUGGAGACUACUGGCUACAGAUUACUAGGAAAAUCCCUGUGCUUCCUACUAUCUUUGCCGCAUUGGAGAUCAGCCUGAGAGUUAAACAAAACCUUCACUUCACAGAGGCCUCAUUACAUUUACUGCUGACCUUAGCAAGGACUCAACAGGGAGCAGCAGCAGUGGCUGGAGCUGGUGUCACACAAAGCGUCUGCCUGCCCCUCUUGAGCGUGUACCAGCUCAGCAGUAAUGGAGCCAUUCAGACAUCUGCUUCAUCUCGAAAGUCUCUGGAUGCCCCCUCUUGGCCUGGGGUCUAUCGUCUCUCCAUGUCACUGAUGGAACGCCUUCUUAAAACACUUAGAUACAACUUCCUGACGGAAGCACUGGACUUUGUUGGUGUCCAUCAAGAGAGGAUUCUUCAGUGCCUGAAUGCAGUACGGACAGUACAGAGCUUGGCCUGUCUGGAAGAGGCCGAUCACACUGUUGGCUUCAUUCUUCAGCUCUCAAAUUUCACAAAGGAGUGGCAUUUCCACCUGCCACAGCUUAUGAGGGACAUGCAGGUGAAUCUGUGUUACCUGUGUCAGGCCUGUACCUCCCUCCUGCACAGCCGCAAAAUGCUCCAGCACUACCUGCAGACAAAAAAUGGUGAUUCCCUUCCAUCAAGUGUGACUCCACGAGUGCAGCGUAAUCCCCAAGCCUCCUCCAAACAUCCUAGUCCCGAGUCAGAGGCAGCAGAGCAGAAAGCACUGCUUACAGUGCAGUACAGCCUUUUGAAAAUCCUCAGCAAAUCUCUUGCUGCCCUGCGCCAUUUCACCCCUGAUGUCUGCCAGAUCCUCCUUGAUCAGUCGCUGGACCUUGCUGAGUACAACGUGCUCUUUGUUUUGAGUUUCACCACACCAGCCUUUGACUCAGAUGUUGCACCUUCCUUUGGGACCCUCCUUGCCACAGUCAACGUGGCCCUUAACAUGUUGGGAGAGCUGGAUAAGAAGAAGGAACCUUUCCCUCAGGCUGCAGGGCUGAAUAUGCAAGAGGGAACCAAAACCCUCAAGUCUCUGCUCAUGUUUACAAUGGAAAACUGUUUCUACCUGCUCAUCUCCCAGGCUGUUCGGUACUUGAGAGACCCAGCUGUGCACCCCCGUGAUAAGCAGCGGAUGAAACAGGAGCUCAGCUCUGAGCUGAGUACGCUGCUCUCCAGCCUGUCUCGUUAUUUCCGCCGCGGUGGUCCCUCUUCACCUGCCAGCGGGGUUCUUCCCUCUCCCCAAGGAAAGUCUGCCUCCAAGCUGGGUCCUGAGGGGCAGGAGCCUUUGUUUCAGCUCGUGCAGGCCUUUGUCCAGCACGUGCAGAGAUAGAUUCUAUCCUGCCGCUGCCUCCCUUUUCAGAACUUGCAGCAGAACGAUUCAUGUCCACCUCGGAAGGCAUCACCUUUGGCAGAGCGUGGAACAAGGACUGGGAAAGGGAGGGAGGCCUGGUGUGGGCAGCGGUGUAAACUGAGCUGUAACAUCGGCAGCGAGAUCCCGUUGAACUCUUGCAACCCAGUAGCAGAGUGAAUGUAAGGAAAGCCGAGAGCGGCUCUUGGGUGAUCAGCCCACGUGCACAGCCUGCUCACUCCAUCUGCUAGAGCAUCCUGGCUGGGUACAAGUGCUGAACAGUCAAAACCUCUAUUUUUAUAGCUUGUACCUCAGCUGGGGAAGCUGUGGCUGGAUGGAGAGAAGAGACAAACUUUCCGCUGGGCAUUAGCUCUGCUCUUAACACAAGGUGCAAUCUGCCUCUCCCUCGCAGCCAGAGUCCAGUUAAGGCACAACCAAGGGAUCAGCCAGCAAUUCAGAGACCAUCUUUCUACUGCUAUUUUUGUACUGAAUGGUUCAAAGCAAGAUGGUGUAUGUGUGCUCACGCCUUCCCUUCACCCUGCAGUCUGUGUGUUGUGUGUGUUUCUGAAGAGCAAGGCCUCACUCGAGGUUUUUUGGUCAAAAUUCCAUUGCUCCAGUCUUGCAGUUUUUUGUAACUGUGCCCUAUUUAUACUGAUAUUAAAACCUUUAUAGACAGCA